Messenger RNA from Erinaceus europaeus (western European hedgehog), 1954 nucleotides. RefSeq names its product progesterone receptor membrane component 1 (gene PGRMC1). The coding region runs from base 97 to 681 and encodes 194 amino acids. The transcript has 3 exons. NCBI's taxonomy places the organism in Eukaryota, Metazoa, Chordata, Mammalia, Eulipotyphla, Erinaceidae. The record is from RefSeq and is a predicted model, not a curated record. Gene Ontology annotation, cellular component: endomembrane system; membrane.
CCAACCCCGCGCCUUGCCACUAGCUUGCCGAGAGGGAGGAGAAAGCAGCGGGUUCCGGAGCUCAGCUAGCCAGGCCCCACCUUGACUCUCGAGAUCAUGGCUGCCGAGGAUGUGACGGCGGCCGCCGCCGACGCGGGCGACAUGGAGAGCGGCGGGCUGCUGCAUGAGAUAUUCACGUCGCCGCUCAACCUGCUGCUGCUCGGCCUCUGCAUCUUCCUGCUCUACAAGAUCGUGCGCGGGGACCAGCAGGCGGCCGGAGACAACGACGACGAUGAGCCGCCCCCCCUGCCCCGCCUCAAGCGGCGCGACUUCACCCCAGCAGAGCUGCGGCGCUUCGACGGCAUCCAGGACCCGCGCAUACUCAUGGCCAUCAAUGGCAAGGUGUUCGACGUGACCAAAGGCCGCAAGUUCUACGGGCCGGAGGGGCCAUAUGGGGUCUUUGCUGGAAGAGAUGCAUCCAGAGGUCUUGCCACUUUCUGCCUGGAUAAGGAAGCCCUGAAGGAUGAAUAUGACGACCUUUCUGACCUCACUCCUGCCCAGCAGGAGACCCUGAGUGACUGGGAUUCUCAAUUCACUUUCAAGUACCAUCACGUGGGCAAGCUGCUGAAGGAAGGGGAGGAGCCCACCGUGUACUCUGAUGACGAGGACUCCAAAGAUGCCAAUGCUCGCAAGAUUGACUGAGGCAUUCGGUGGGCACAAGAUCUAUUUUUGUAUCCUGCAGAAUCAUUUGUAACAUUCCAGUCUGUCUUGCAAACGUUGGUGAUUGUGAUAUCUAGAACAGGUUUGACCGUGUUGUACACAAAACAAACAAAAAAUUGUGUGUGUGGUUUUUUUUUAAUUAAUAUCCCUAGUGACACUGAUCAACAUUUUAACUUCUGUCUUGAGAAUGAGUGCAUGAGACGUCUUGUAUGUCACACAACCAGAAAGUGAACUGCAAGGCCGCAAUGUCAUUACUAUUCCUCUGUCUGUGGUUAGUGCUGGCUCAGUCUCAAUUUUGCUCCCUCUUUUUCACCUGGAGAGGUAGAACUGGGACAUCCCCCAACCAGGAGGUUUAAAUAAAAAUAUCCAAUGUGUAAAAGGCCCUUCAAGCACCAAGGACAAGGGUUGAAUUUCCAAACCAUGAUGUUCCAUAAGGACAACUAAGCCCUGACUUCUCAUUUGACUUAGCUGCACGAUUUUGGGUUGAUAUGCCUCUUAAGGAAAUCUGCAGUGUUCCAAAGCCUUAGGUAUCGAUUAGAGACCUGUCUCAUCACACAGUGGCAGCUCAAAGCUGAGCUACCUUGAAAGGCAUAGAUCCACUGUGCAUCUUGACUGCUUCUUUGUCCUUUGGACAAUCAGAUGCCCUCAUUGGCAUUUUAAUCUACAGGGAGGGUGAAAGCAAGAGCUGAACACGAAAAGGAAAAAAAAAAAGCUUUGGGGGGAGCAAAAUUAAGCUGGCUUGCCUAGAUAUCUGCAUGUAUAAGGAAGAUGGUAGGACCAUCUAUCUAGUCCCCAUGUCAUCAAUGAGGGAAUGAUUACUGCCCACAAUUUGACAUGAGUGAGGGUUGUGCAGGAAAGGAGCAAGGAAUAGGCAUCCAAUCUCCUUAAAGGAGAUGGGUAGUUAAUGAAGCAGUACACAACACUAGACAAGUGGGCUUUUUUUUUUCUUCGAAGUAGAUCCAUAAGGGGAGAGUCAUUCUGUUGUUACAAAGCUAUAACCACUGCAAGAGUAGUAGUCAAGUGUCUAGGUCUUUGACAUUGGUCUUUAACAGUAAACUUAGCUUAAAGUAGACUGUACAGUUGUAUGAAUUUGUAAAAGUAUUAUAUGAACACCUAGUGAGGUUUCAGAACUCUUGUAGUUGUAGUUAAAAUAGUCACUGUAUUUCCUCAUGACCCGUAUUUAAUGGUUUUACCUCAAAUCAGAAAACACAAUGAAGUGCUUUGGUCAGUUAAUAAAUAUGGUUGUAUACAGUAA